UUCCGGUCGGCGGGGCGGGCUUGCUGCUGAAGAGCGCGGAGCUCCCGCCGGCGCCACCGUCUACCGCCAUGCACAGGAAACAUCUCCAAGAGAUCCCAUCCUCCAGCAGCAAUGUUUCCACCAGCUUCAGCUGGGACUGGGACUGGGAGUCCAGCAAGACCUCAGAGUUUCUCUCGGGUAUGGGAGUGUCUGUCCUUAAGAAGGAUAAGCUGGGCAACGAAAACACGCCGCAGGACCUGCUGGUGUCGCCGCCCUGUCCUCCUCAGAAACGACAGAAGGUGAAGGAGAAGGAAAAGGAAAAGGACUUUGUAAUUGUGCGGCGGCCUCGGUUGCUUCGAGAGGCAGAGUCAGGUGUUUCUUGGGAUGCACUUCCAGAUGAAUUGCUUUUAUCAAUCUUUGCCUAUUUGCCCCUAAAUGACUUGCUAAAAGUUUCCCUGAUUUGCAAGAGAUGGCGUCGUCUUUCGUUUGAUGAAUCUCUCUGGCAGACCCUUGAUCUGACUGGUAGAAAUCUGCUACCAGGAGUGAUUGGACAGUUGCUGCCUGCAGGUGUUGUUGUAUUCCGCUGCCCAAGAUCUUGUAUUGGGAAUCCGCUGUUUAAAACAAGAAAACCUCUAAAAGUUCAAUAUAUGGAUUUGUCGAACUGUACAGUGUCUGUUACAGACCUGCAGAGUAUUAUUUGUCUGUGUGAAAAGCUGCAGAACCUCAGCCUGGAGGGUCUAGUACUUUCUGACAACAUCAUCAAGAGCAUUGCUAAGAAUCGCAGUCUGAAGCGACUAAAUCUCUGUGGGUGCUCAGGAUUUUCUGCAGAAGCCUUGAAGCUGAUGUUGAGCAGCUGUUCUAAGCUGGAGGAGCUGAACUUGUCCUGGUGUGACUUCACAGCCACCCAUGUCAAAACAGCAGUCAAUCAUGUUACUUCAAAACUAACCAAGUUAAAUUUAAGUGGAUACAGACAGAAUCUACAAAUAUCAGACGUUAAAACACUGGUGGAGAGAUGUCCUUUUCUGAUCCAUUUAGAUCUAAGUGACAGCGUGAUGUUGAAGCCUGAGUGCUUCCAGUAUUUUCAUCAACUUAACUUUCUACAACAUCUGGGUCUUAGCCGAUGUUACCAGAUAUCACCUGCUGCCUUAGUAGAACUUGGUGAAAUUCCAACUUUAAAGACUCUUCAGGUAUUUGGAAUAGUGACUGAUAGCUCCCUAGAGCUCCUCAAGGAAACGCUUCCUGACAUGAAGAUCAAUUGUUCACACUUUACAAGUAUCGCGAGGCCAACUGUUGGCAGUAAAAAGAACCAUGAGAUUUGGGGUAUCAAAUGCAGACUGACACUGAGAAACCAGAGCGGCGUAUGAUCACGCACAACGCACUGGAUGCAAUGGACACACCGUGCGUAGUGAAGCUCCAUAAGAAGCAGAGUACUGUUAUUAUGAAGUUAUAAACUUAUAGUACUGUUUUUGUAAAAAGCAUUUUAACUUGGUCUUAUGCCUUAAUGUAGUUUCAUACAUUUUUUUACAGUAUUUUUUACUUCAGGUCUUUAGAAAUAUGGUGAUGUGUGUGCAAAUGUAGAAUUUUUCUUCCAAGUCCUCCCUUUUUUUUCUUUUACAGGGGAGCUUUUUUUAAAAAAAGUUAUGAAACAGUAAUUUUAAUUAAACAAUGUCAGCCUGUAGCAACUGCUGCAGGUUCUGAUGCAGCUGUUAUUGCUCUAAUAUAUUCUAAAGGUGCUUCUGGUUAAUUCUUCAACUCCUCAAAUGGCUUGUAGGGGUGCUAGAUGCCUUAUUAUUAAUGCUUAUUCAGGAAUUGUCUUUCUGCACAGUUUGCAGAACUCAAAAGUGAGUACUGGUAUUCAAUCUAUUCAAAUCCUUAAUUGAACAAGAUGUAUAGUGAGAUGAGAAGCUAUUGUUUGUGAGAGGGACAGAGAGGACUGAGUCUGAAUUCAAGCCUGAAAACAGUAAAUAGGGGAAGGGAUGUCUACGCAAAAGCAGCUAAGAGACAGCGCAAUGCUGCACAAGUUAAGAAGCAGUAUAAAGGGGAUACUAAAAAUAGAUGUUACUUUGUGGCCUGCUAAAGAAAAACUUCAAUGUAUUUUGUGGUGUUUGCAAAAUAUAGUCUGAAAAGCCCAGUCAGAAUAAGCAUCUACAAAACUAGAUGCCAAUUAACAUUUGUUUCAUGUUGUGGUGCUAGGUUUUCUGAUUAAAUACUACAGAACCUUAAUGUAGCUUCUCUGAGCUUGACCUCAGAUUAAAACUUCUUAAAGCUGUUCUUGAAAUUCCUUUCUUUCAACUACAACUGAUAAAGUGGCAGAAGUCUUGGAGGAGGUGGCUUCAAACCCAAAAGCUGGUGCUUCAGACCAAACCCAAAAGCUGGUGCUAUUAAGAGAAAUCAAUUUCUCCUUUAUAAUACUUUGUAUUUGUAGUCACUUCUCAUACCUGUAACACCAACCACUGCUGUCUACUGUUGUGGUUUUUUUCAAGUCAUGCCUUUAAAAUAAAUAACUUUGACCUGAGUCUAUCAUCAUGGUCCUUGUUUGUAAGCUUGGAAUGUUGCAGCAGUUGGGAAGCCCUAGGAUAAAACUUGCACCCCGUGUAGCACAUGAUCAUACUGCUGCUGUUCCCAUAAAUGCAGUAAGCAAGCGGGUCCUGAGUUUAUUCAUGGCUGCUUAAGGAUGGGCUGCCACGUUACUGUAGGGCUGCUGCAUAAGUAUAGUGUUGCCCAUCUCAAUCUAAAGAAAAGAUUUUGGGAAUAAAUACCUGGUAGUACAGAACAGAUUGAUUUCUAUGGAAAGAUUGUACCAGUACUAGAAUUUGAUAUUUGACUCUGUAUCGUAUAGCAAAUACAGCAUUAUCUUGUUAAUUUGUUCUAAGUGACUUGGGCUUGUGCCCCUUACAAAGAAGUUAAUGGGCAACAGACCUUGUGACAGUUGGGCGUUGGGUGGGAGGUUGGGGGAUAGUGGAUAUUGUACUGCUUCACAGCUUGCAGGCUGUGUUUAUGCCUUAAAGUACUUCAAGAAGAAAAGUAAAUCUUUGCAGCUCAGCACUGUUGUAAGUUCUUCUCCUUAUGCACAAUAUAUGCUUAUGCAGUUUCUCUUGCAUUUAAUAAAGAUCUAAGGAAUGGC
Molecule: messenger RNA, 3103 nt
Organism: Calidris pugnax (ruff)
Lineage: Eukaryota; Metazoa; Chordata; Aves; Charadriiformes; Scolopacidae
Gene: SKP2
Product: S-phase kinase-associated protein 2, E3 ubiquitin protein ligase
Exons: 10
Coding region: 69-1343 (424 amino acids)
Molecular function (GO): protein binding
Source: RefSeq, a predicted model, not a curated record